Podarcis raffonei (Aeolian wall lizard) is the source of this 2767-nucleotide messenger RNA. RefSeq names its product nidogen-like. Gene Ontology annotation, molecular function: calcium ion binding. The record is from RefSeq and is a predicted model, not a curated record. The transcript is spliced from 13 exons. NCBI's taxonomy places the organism in Eukaryota, Metazoa, Chordata, Lepidosauria, Squamata, Lacertidae. The coding region runs from base 410 to 2224 and encodes 604 amino acids.
GCAAGAUCUGAUUUCCUUGCGUUAUUUCGAUCUGCGUCAGUAGGAUCGCUAACGAUCUCCCGCUGUCGUGGGAGCUGCCUCCAUUAAGGCAGACCAGAAUCGGGAGCCUGUCCCGCAGGAUCUCCUAGAACAUUGCUUGAAAACUGCCGCUCUGCAGGACGGAACGAGGAACUCUGGCCCACAAUCGGAAGCCCCCUGGAAUCCCGGAAGCAGAACCUUCAAGAUAAUUUGAAAUGAAACGGACCUUCUCUGUUCCUGGACGCUGGGCCUGGUGCCUCCUGCCUGCAGAUCCCAGAGACAUAACAAUACCUGCCUGCAGACCCACAGACAUGCCGCCAACACCGUCCUCCUAAUCCUGUCCGCAGCCAGCAAGAUGCGAGCUAACCACAAAGGAGGGGUUUAACUGAAAAUGCUAGUGAGCCGCCUGGCUUCUCUCCUCUGCCUCAUCACCACACAGGUCCUAAGCAAGAUCCAUGAUCCACAUAAACUGGAAUGUGUCACCAGGAGGAUUCUCUGUCACCCGAAGGCCAUUUGCCAACUUGACAAGCUGACAUCUGAUUACUAUUGCCGGUGUCUGCCAGGCUACAAGGGGGAUGGAAUAAACAAUUGCCAAGACCCUGGGUUCCGCAUCACCAUUUCCAACGCAUCUGUUUGCGAUGGGUUCGGAGAGCAGGUCUGUCUCCUCAAGGCAAGAGAGAGGAAAGUCACCUUCAACAUCACGGUCUCCAUAUUCGGCAAACGCCACCAACACGAAGUGAGGUGGUACAAAUUCUACUCCGGCCAAAGCCCACAAUUCUACAGUUAUCGGAGAAGAUUGGCGCUUGGGAAGAACAGGCCUCUGAGGAUUGCUGUGCAUGAACGUGGGCAGGCGCUGACACUACUUUCAAUCAAAGAGGAUGAUUUUUACCCAAAUCUUUUCUGGGCAGAAGUGAAACCGAGCACACCACCCACCAAAGCGGCCGUGGUUGAGGCCUAUGACCUGACAGGCUUCCAGCUGUUAAAUCCUUCCAAUCUGAGAUACUAUUUUGCUCUGGAUAGCAUGCCUAUAGAGGUCGGAGAGUUCUUGGAAGGGGACAACGUUGCCAUCCAGUUGCCGAAAUACCUCCGGCUUCCUCCGUCCAGCUUUGUCCGGUGGAUCAAGGAGCCCCGCCCCAUGACGCUGCUGGACAGCCAUGCAGUGGUGUUGGCCAACGGCCUGGAUGAGAUUGAGAUCAGAGGAUUAAUGGACACUGACUUUGGCUAUUUCCGAGCACUUGUCUACGAUUUUAGCCCUGAUGUCCCCGGAAGGGUGUUAAACGCUCAGCGACUCUUCUUAAUAAAUAGGGAUAUCAGCAAAACCUGCCAUGGAGGCCGGGAUGAAGAAAACUGCAAAUGCAAUCCAGGAUUUGAGGGAAAUGGUAUACACUGUGUUGACAUAGACGAGUGCAAGAAGGAGAUGCCCGUGCAUUGCCUGGCUGAAGCAACCUGCAUCAACACAUACGGAUCAUAUUUUUGUCGCUGCCCGAAAGGCUUGGAAGGAGAUGGUGUGCUCAGCUGCAUAGACAUAGACGAAUGCACCAGGGAUUCCCAUGCCUGCAACCAGGACGCGACGUGCCUGAACACCCUGGGAUCCUACUUCUGCGUUUGCCAAAGCGGAUUUAUCGGUGACAGUGUUCAUUGCGAAGCAAAAAGCAACUGGUCCCCAUGGUCUCCGUGGUCCGUCUGUUCCGCCACCUGCGGCCUCCAGAACCAGAUGCGCAUCCGGCAGUGCACUCACCCGGAGAGCGGCAUGCGGUGUGUGGGCCCUUCCGCUGAUCUCAAGCUCUGUCCUAAGACGCAACCCUGCCCAUACAACGGCCAUUGGUCAGAGUGGUCACCCUGGUCCAUGUGUUCGGAGAAGUGUUCUGGGAUCAAGAAAAGGAUUCGAAUCUGCGACAGCCCUGCUCCUUCUGGAGGGGGCCUGCCUUGUGAAGGGGAGAAGGAGGAGCUUGCAAUGUGCAACGACAGCCAGUGUCCAGUUGAUGGAAUGUGGUCUCCCUGGGCAUCCUGGACUCCCUGCCCCGUCACCUGCGGACUAGGAGUCGUGAGCCGAUCUCGACAGUGCAACAACCCUGCCCCACAGCAGGGAGGGAAUAACUGCAGUGGGCAUGGGUAUGAGGAAGGCUCUUGCGGAUUUCCGGAGGCUUACUGCAAAUACCUGCCCAAACCAUCUGAAUCUAUAAUAACAGGGAAACUGAUUCAAUGAGUACCCAAACAUUGGUCAAUGCGGCAGUGGGAAGAAUACCAGCAACCGGCCAAGUAUGGCUUCUCUCAGUUUGUGGGCCAAACUUCAUGGUGUUGUGAAGGACAAUCCAGCCACUUCUUAGUGAGAAUUGGGGCCAGUGCAGACAGAACCAUUCUCAGGUGCCCAGAAGCUAAGGGGGGCGGGGGGAGGAAAGGAAAAGAAUUGUACCAAUGGACAACUUUAGCAAAGAACGGUUUGGGAAGAAAACUUUGGAACCGUAUUAAUUGCACUGAGAAACACCUGGAGUUGAGUAUCUUCUCUGGAAUGAAGCAUCCUGUGAAAUAUCAUGCACAACUAUGUCCACAGUUAAUGGAUUUUGCAUGGGUGCACAAGAGUCUUUGGAAAUGAACACAGAUGUCGUGUUUGCAGAGGGGCCUGUGCACUGUGGUCAUUUGAGGAACCCAGACCACAGUAAAGCAGAUGAUGGGAGGAGUUUCUGGUCCCAGGCAGCAAAGGGCAGAGACUGGUCAAUGAUGAAUGUGAUUAAAGUUCCCCCAGCUUUUA